Molecule: messenger RNA, 4045 nt
Organism: Electrophorus electricus (electric eel)
Lineage: Eukaryota; Metazoa; Chordata; Actinopteri; Gymnotiformes; Gymnotidae
Gene: os9
Product: OS9 endoplasmic reticulum lectin
Biological process (GO): retrograde protein transport, ER to cytosol; ERAD pathway; endoplasmic reticulum unfolded protein response
Cellular component (GO): endoplasmic reticulum lumen
Source: RefSeq, a predicted model, not a curated record
GAGAAAUAUGGCUGGUUCAUUAGUUAGGUGGUUAAGGGGAUUGUAUGUUUUAUUCUUGGUAUGUCUUCUCUCUGCCUCUGCUUUUCUGAAUUUAGAGGAGCUAAAUGAAAUGAAAUAUGGAAUUCAAAUUCUGCCCGACCCCGUUAUUAUGGGACAGAUGGAGGAUGUAAUGUUUGUAUCCAAUAAGUACAAGCAGCUUUAUGAGUGUCGGUUGCCUGCUCAGGCAGUGAGGUUCCACCUGGAUCCUGUGUCUGAAGUGGACUCUCAGGGCUACAGUGGCCCAGAGGUCCCAGAGCUCCUGAAGCCCAUGCAGACUGCACCCUGCUUGGUCAAGACUAAAGACUGGUGGACCUAUGAGUUCUGCUAUGGCCAGCAAAUUAGACAAUACCAUUUGGAAGAUUCAGAGAUUAAAGGUGAUGUGCUAUUUCUUGGUUAUUUUGAGUCUGAAUUUGACUGGACCAAUGAAACUGCUAAGGCCUCUAAACAACACAAGCUAAAGAGAUAUCACAGUCAGUCAUAUGUCAAUGGCUCCAAGUGUGACCUGAAUGGCAGCCCUAGAGAGUCGGAAGUCAGGUUUGUGUGUGAGGAGGGUUCGACUGAUUAUAUAGCUCGUGUGGAUGAGCCACAGUCCUGUCGCUAUGUUCUUACAAUACACACCUCUCGAACAUGCCAACACCCGCUCUUGCAGCCACCCUCCUCUGCCAAGCCCCAAGCUAUUGUGUGUCAGCCUGCUCUCAGUGCCCAGCAGUACAUGGACUAUGUCAAAGCUCAAGUGUCUGACACUAAGCGUAAAGUAGAGCAGAUCUCAGAAGAGCUGAAAACCUUGGAUCAAAUUUUGUCCAAGGAUGAAAGCACUGAAGGUACAGGAAAUGAUCAAAUGGAUGAAGAGCCUGUAAUAUCUGCUGAUAAACCUGUUAUAGGGUCUGAAGUCAAAGAGGCUGUAUUGGCAGAAGGUGAGUCAGCGAGUGAGGAGUCAGAGGAUAGAGAUUUCUGGGAGGGAGUUAUCAAACCAGAGAGCACAGACCCACAGACACCUGAUCUACAGGAGUCUGGCGGUGCUCAAGAUAACCAGCCUGAGGAUAAUGACUUAUUUGCAGAAGAAAAGUUUAAUUUUAAAAUAAUUACUGACCCUGCAGACCUGAUGAAGUUUGUCCAGCACCUCAGGGAGAGUAACAGAAACUAUAAGAAGGAACAGCUCAAAAAUAAGAAGAGCCAGUCUUCAGAGAAUAGAGAAACUGAGGAGGAGAAGAGAGAAGAAAAAGAAGGCAAAGAAGGAGAUGAAGAUGAACAACUUCUUAAAGAGUUUGAGGAAGAAGUGGCAGAUCUCUCAGUAUCUCCCUCAAAGAUAGAGGAGAUUAAAGAAGAGAUGCAGAAAGAGUUUGACAACAUUAUUGAGGAGGCUCAGCAGGAAUUGGAGACUGAAGGUCUUAAAGGGGAGUUUGAUCGCUCCCAGGCAACACAGACUUUGGAGAACACUUUGGGCAAACUGCUGGAUCGUCUCGAGGAUAAGACUGCACAGGAUACUGAAUCAGACACAGAGUCACACACACAUGUGCAUGACAAUAUAGACAGUCCAGCCAAGAGGGGGGACAGCGCUGCUCAUGACAACCCAAACCUCGUCCCCAAAACCCCAGCGCAGGAGCAUGGCAGUGGAGAGCAGGUAAAGAUCAGGGUGACUAAGUAUAAGGUGGGUGGAGACGUGGCCUCAGGAGCUGUUGUUGGGGGCGACGGUCGUGAGGGGGGUGUGAAGGUGCAAGAGCUGGGCGAAAGUGACCCCCAGUGGCAGCAGAUUCAGGAAGUGGUCAAAGAACAGCUAGAAAGAGCUGGCAUCAAGGCCGAAGGCAAGAUAGAAGUAAAGAUUUUGACACGCAAAACAGCAGAGGAGGCCGGAGACCAGUGGUUGAGUGAGGAAGAUACUAAAUCUUUUAGAGAACUACUCAUAAACCUGCUGACUGGAGGAACAGAAGAAGUGUACAAAGAGCAGAAGAGACAACAGGAACUGGAAAACAACUAUAGAUUUGUCUGGGGAGAGAAACAAGAUGAGAGCCAAUCUACAGGAACCAGUGAAUCUGAUGAACUAGACUUUUGAAAGUCUUUCCCUCCAUAUGCUUUCACCUCAGAGAGGUAGAAGGGAGAAAUUGUAUUUUGAAAUACAGAAGAACUCUCUCAAGGCCGUUUAGCCCUUGCUUGGACUGCAGUUGUCAUGAACACUGUCUUUCAUGUUGUGAGAAGUUGUGCAAGUGGUUUAAUCAAACUGUCCCCUGAAUGAUUGUCACUAAACUUAAGAGGGUAUUAAAGCAUUCAUCACAUGCCUGUCACAGUCUAGUAGGAGCUUCAUAGUCAAAAAGAAAUUGUAAAAUGUCUCUUGGAUUACAUUUUCUUAUGAUUUUCCAGUGACGGACAUUAUUUAACACAGAUGCCACUGUUAUUGAACAGGAAUUCCCCCACAGCUGUUUCUUGUUGAUGCUGCCUGUCUUAGCAAUGCUAUUUAUAUUUGUAUGUGUGUCUGUGUGUCUUAUGUUGAUCGAUUCCAGACUGUUAAUGUGUCUCUUUCAGGGGUGACAUUGCUUUAAGACAGCCUGGACAGGCGUUCUGAUUCACAGGGUCCUCUCUGCUUUGGUUACCCUUUCAUUCCCAUAUAUCAUAUAUCUAUACAACUCUUAACAAAUUUAAGCAAUUGUAUGUUUUUAAAUCUACCCCUGAGGGUUUGAGAAUUGUUUUGAGGAAACUUUGGAGAGUUUAUAGCACUUUAAAUAAAUAAGCACUGUUUAGAAUCUUAAUUGUGGAGGCACCAAACAAUCAGGACAGAUGUGGGAAUACAGCAUACAGUGAGGGAGUCUUUGAAAUGAGAUUACUGAGAAUGACAUUUGGAAAAACAUGGCACAAGAUUCUUUUAAAAGUAUUAGACAAAAGACAGGGUAAACUCUACCCACAUAUUAGAACUCUGACCUAGUACCUUCCACAACUAAGUGCUAGGCAAGGUACUAUGAUAUGAUAUACAGUCAUUACUUGUAUGAUUGAGUAUUUCUCAUGAAUGAUUGAUUGAUUGAUUGCUUUUGAGGAUUUUAUUAGUAAGAUCAGUGUUGCAGUAUUGGAUUUUUAGAUGACCUAAAUUUGUAGCAGUUACUGCUUCUCAAAAAUGUUUGAGCUUUAAAGUAGUUUUAAUAAACAUACAAUAGACCAGGUUUAUGUUCUGCAGACACUUAACAAUUCAGAGUUAUAGUCCUGCAGAGGAACUACACCUGUUUAAUAAGCAGGUUGUCCUCAUACCUGCGUAACUAUAUAAAAGAACAUGUCUAAACCAUAUUCUGAUUGAACAGUGACACGUCUUCUACAUAAAGUAUGUCUGGCAUGAAUGUGAGAUUUAUUUAUUUUUACUCCUAAAUGUAUAGCUUCUGUUCAGAUGUUGCCAACAAAUAAGGGCUCUCUUUGGAAACAUGACUAGCUUGCCCUUAAAAUAGCAUUGGGGUAUUGGGAAUGGAGUAAUUUGAGUGAGUAGAUUUUUCGGUUUUGUAGUAACAAACCACUGGGUCAUAGUUUUGGCUUUUGAUGAAAUGUGCUCCACGAAGGUAUAGCUUUAAACUAUUUUAAAUGCAGAAACCAGUAGUCCUUUACCUGAAACCAGUAGAUAUUUUAAAAUGCAAUCUGGUGGCUCAAUAAGGUAAGAACAUUAUUCAGCACUCAGUGUGCUAAUGGCUUUAAAUAAUCUUUUUGGUUAUACAUAUUUGUAGAUUACAAAAAUCUUUCGGCAUCACUGUGUGGUUUUAAAUUAUAAUUAGCAGGUAAAUCCCAUUCAUCCUUGCUCUCAGAAACAAAGUUAAUUUGACAUUUACAAAUUUCAUUCAGUAUUUUUUCAGUAUUUAAGUUUUUAAAAAGACUAAAAGUGCAUAAUCUUGUCUUUAUCAUUGACAUGAGCUAUCACCUUUUAAGAAUAAUCUUGGGGUGCAUUUCUCAAAGCCUUUGUAGCUGUCAUUGCCCAUUCAUGUUUACUUACCAAAAUGUACAACACAUUGCUACUAAAGAACACAAUAAAAUAUGAAAAUUA